AUGCAAUGGAAAGAAAAGCAAACAGGAAGAGGAGGUCUUCCGGGAGGGUAAACAUCAGUCAUACCGGAGAGUAUUUGUUGUUGUUUUACUUUCUAACGACAUAUUUUUGUGAUUUAAGAAUAAUCGAAACUGUCACAUAAAGAAUUAGACGAUAUGGCGACUAUCAGCACCCAGAGGGGGCAGGUGUAUAUUGGGGAGCUUCCACAGGAUUUUCUUCGUAUCACUCCCACCCAGCAGCAGCAGCAGGUCCAGCUGGAUGCCCAGGCAGCCAGGCAGCUGCAGUAUGGAGGCUCCAUCGGCACUGUAGGACGACUUAGCAUUACGGUGGUCCAGGCCAAACUGGCUAAAAACUAUGGUAUGACCCGAAUGGAUCCGUACUGUAGGAUCAGACUGGGCUAUGCAGUCUAUGAGACACCAACUGCUCAUAACGGAGCCAAGAACCCGCGCUGGAACAAGGUGGUCCAGUGCACGGUCCCUCCUGGGGUUGACUCGUUCUACUUGGAGAUCUUUGAUGAGAGAGCGUUUUCUAUGGAUGACAGGAUAGCGUGGACACAUGUCACCAUCCCUGAAGGCCUAAGGGAGGGCAGAGUGGUGGAUGAGUGGUUCAGCCUCAGUGGCAGGCAGGGUGAUGACAAGGAGGGCAUGAUCAACCUGGUUAUGUCUUUUGCUUCUUUACCAGCAGGGAUGAUGACUCAGCCUGUCGUCCUUAUGCCGUCUGUCUAUCAGCAAGGAGUGGGAUACGUGCCCAUCACAGGGGUUCCUGCAGUCUACAACCAGGGCAUGAUGCCUAUGGCAAUGCCAGCUGCCAUGCCAGCUAUUGGGAACCAGGGGCUACCGUGCACUGAGGAGGACCUGAAGGCUCUGCAGGACAUGUUCCCCAACCUGGAUAAGGAGGUGGUUCGCACUGUACUGGACGCACAGCAGGGCAACAAGGAUGCUGCCAUCAACUCUCUGCUGCAGAUGGCUGAGGAGCUCUAACUACACAAGACAAACUGAGAGCAGACAUGCCAACACACAUGCAUUCACACUGACAAUAGUUUCUACUCAGAGCUCCAGCCCCUCCCUUACACACAUGUACACGGUCCUCCCACAGUAUGGCACUCACACACUGCAGCCAAGCUGAGUUCCCCAAAGAGUUUUGUUUCCUCUCCCUUUAUCACAGUUCAGAUGAAGUAUGGAGGGUCUCUGCUUAAACACAACUCUGCUCCUACUGAGACUAGAUAGACAAAGCAUCAGAAAAAGAGUACUCCCCGUUGGUUUUAAGAAAUUACUUGUAGAAAACUUUAUCAGUGACAGGGAAUUAUAUAAGUCAUGACAUGAUUAUUAAGGUUUGUAUAUGUACAGUAGAGGCAGUGGUGCAAUCUGAUACAUAUUGUAAAUCUUACUAACCCUCAGUUUAAUGUUUCUAAAUGUUUUAGUGUCUCUGUAUUUUACUGUAGCCAUGGUAACUUAGUUGGUGUUCUCCCCUUGUGAUUAUAGUAUUUAAUUUCCAAAGUCUGAGCAUUAGCAAGUUCACUGUCUGUUUAUGUUGAUGCUUUUGUGAACAAUAUUGUUUUGAAUAUUGAAUGUUUUGGACCUGCCAUAACUGCUUCUGUUUUAUUGGUAGCUGUAAAAUGUGUAGUGCAUUUCAAAUUAUUAAUUGUGGAUAUAUAUUUAUAGAAAUAUCUGCAGUAACAAUAGAGUGAAUGAAAUGACCUGAUUAGAAUCUCUCCACUGGGAGUAAUCUGUAACAAUGUUAACAGAAGCUCUCUGCAGUGUUUUCAGUCACUCAGUCCGAUCACGAGGGUUUGAUGUGCAGUUAUUUCCCAAAUGAACUGCAGAGUUUAGAGGCAGUACGAAGUAAAGAGGCCACUUUGAAAAUGAAAUCUGAAUGUUUGAAGCUCAACAGGAUGGUAUCUGCAGAGUUUUUGAGACCAACAAUGCUCCUUGUUUUUUUGCACAGUGACUUGGUAACUAUGUGUUCUAGUCCUAAAGUUGUCGCCUGCCAAAGUUUUGUCUGCCAAAGUUCUCAUCUAUGAGACUGUCAGACUCCAAAAUUAUUGUUUAAAAUGCAGUGUGAUUAUUUUAGUGAAAUACACAGCAUCUUUAAGUCCAGGAACUUUGGUGUUCAGUUGGUGUUUGCUGAUUUCAGAAUGUUAAUGUAUUGAAGAUCUAGCAUGAAUUGCAAAGUUUUACAUCACAAGAUAAGAACAAGUGUUGCGCAUGUGACAUAUUUUUAGGUGACAAGCUGCUUUAAUUGUAGGAACAACUGGAAGUCAGCUGAUAGCAGAUGCUUAGCAGUCGGAUUGGAAAACCUUUCUGUAAGAGUGUUUCCUUCAAAAUGUCAUCAAAAAGUGUUAAACCUCCAUGUUGCCUAGAAUAUACAAAUGUUUUUCAAAGAGA
This is a messenger RNA of Archocentrus centrarchus (flier cichlid), 2382 nucleotides long. It is a transcript of the gene tollip, whose product is annotated as toll interacting protein. Gene Ontology annotation, cellular component: cytoplasm. The transcript has 6 exons. Gene Ontology annotation, molecular function: ubiquitin conjugating enzyme binding; ubiquitin binding. NCBI's taxonomy places the organism in Eukaryota, Metazoa, Chordata, Actinopteri, Cichliformes, Cichlidae. The record is from RefSeq and is a predicted model, not a curated record. The coding region runs from base 154 to 978 and encodes 274 amino acids. Gene Ontology annotation, biological process: ubiquitin-dependent protein catabolic process.